AUGUUGGGCAUUCGUCAGCUAUAUCCAUCUUCUGUUGUUCAUGUAGCUCAUGUUUUACCGCUCGAUGACGAUUUGUCACAUGAGACGCCAUCCGUGCUUCUAGCCGGGAUUGGAUCCUCAGUAAAUGUUUAUCGUAUUGAGAAGCAACCCCGAUUGUCGGAUCUCACAACCAUAGCUUAUGGAGAGAAAUCUUCCCAUGAGGUUAUUGCCUUCACACCGACAGGGCACUCCAUAAAUGUAGGCAACAUGGUAAUCCGCAUUGGGGCACUACGCCACCAGAUAGCAAUUUUCCUUACACGAGACCUUGAACUUAUUCUUGUACGCUAUCAAGCUAAUUUGUCGUGGGAUCUUAAUGAAAAAAAUAGCGCUUCUUGUAAUCAGUGUGUGAGUCACAAGAAUCACUGGUGUAUCAUCUAUCGCUACACUACAUUCACUACGCCCUUUGGCACUGGAACGCGAUUGACGUUGGGGGAGCCCGUGGCUGACCCGCAGUUGAUAGUUGGCGAGAGUGGAAAGACCGCACAGGCAAUCAUUUUCAGAAACAAUGUCCAUACCAUCCAUAUUGACCACCUUAAAUGUGAAAGUGUAAUGGCGGCAAAUAGUCUAACAUUUUUUGGCCUCAUAGGUCGAAGCAGGUCCUCAAAUUUUUAUCACUACGCUUGGCCUGGUGAGAUGCCAGUGCCUUCUGGAGAAUUCCGCUUUAGAAGCCAUACUAAAAGCGAAAGUACUUAUAUUUACGGUGAAAGUGAUGACAUGCGUUCUCAGAGACUACACGAGAAUUGGCUGCAGGGUUCACCGUCUGUUGCUGACGAAGACCUCAUGCUGGACCACAGUAUUAAGGUAUUGUCUCAGAAAAAAAAAGAGCUUGAGAAAAUACCCUCUAAUCCACCGGGACGAGAUCCGCGUUUGCCUGUGGUUCAUAUUAGUAUUGAUUUUUUAGAAGCCACCUCUCUGGCGCCGCUUCCCUUGCCAGGGGUACCAACAGAUUGCUUUGUUCAGCUACUCAAUAACCGCUCGUCCAUUUAUGUAUCCUCCUUAAACCUGGAUUACAACUCUCAACUCACGCAUCCUGUACUGAGGACAUUGACAUGUCUUCGUGUACAAUCAGGUAGCGCAGGUCAUCCGUGUUCUCCUUAUUACAUCAUUACAGCCCCUCCUGGACCGCGGAAAAGGCUGCAGACCCGCGUCUAUGCCUUCUCUAGCGCUACCACCGGUCAGUACAUUCAUCACUGGCAAAUAGAUAAGCUUAAAAGCACUGAUUUAAACGUACCACAGAAAGGCAUUCGUUUGACAACAAGUCAUGAGCGUGUAGUCGCUGGCGUCUUCCUCUUUAUAGACAAACUGUGCUCCCUCUGGUUGUUGCUGGACGAUGGCUCACUGACAGAGAUCCCAGACCAGAUUCUUAUGACGCUAGAACAUGGUAAGGCGCAAGAUCAAAUGAUAGGCAGUACCUCACCCGUGGAUGAAGAGGGGGAGUUCAACGAUUGUCUAGGUGUUCCCUGGACCCGGUGUGAUUUUAGUGGACUGCCGCGCGGUUUUAUGCCAAGGAGCAUGCUUCCCUUUAACCAUUGUAGCUAUGCCAACCCCAAUCCUUAUAUUGCUCUCACACAACGCUACGUCCUUUUGAUAGACUACGUUUGUGAUGUCUUUGUUGUUGAUCUACAGACAAGGUGUGUGGUGGGCGGGCUUUGGGGUGAAGGUGCGGUGACGUCGGUAUGUCGAGGCCCUGCACAUUCGAUGAUAGUUUCCCACUCCAAGGGCACGUUAACAUUGCUGUCACCCGCAGUCCCAGCGACGGUAAUGACAACCAAAGUUCUUUCUACUACAGGGAAAGAUCCCAGCAAUAUGGAAAUAUCCAAGAAUACAUUAUUCAAUACGGUAGUACAGGGCUUUUAUCCAAUAUGGUGGGGUUAUGCAAACAGCGGAAUCGGCGAAUCCCUCUGGGGAGUGCUGGUAAGCGAUGCGAACAAUACUUACCUACUGUCUUGCCACUACCGCGAUGGAACCUGCCCGUUCACAUUGACAGAGCAUCGAACACAUUAUGGGGCCUCCUACUGGUUCAAUGACGAACCGACUUUGUAUGCUGCUCCUCUCCGUGGCACAAAGGGAGGUGAUUUGACGCUGGUACAGUGCACUCCUACACGAUUGUUUGUAGAACACCAGACAAUUGAUCUUCCAGGGAAGGCAACCCACGCAGUCGGGUGCCGAGUGGAAAAGUCAGUUUGUGGUGUGAUUCAUAUAGUGAUUUUUGUAGCUGUAAUCCUGAAAGAUGGCUUUGUGCUGUUUUCCUGUUCCUCUGUCUGUGAUCCAGGUGUGGGCCCCACUGUAGUAACGCCGGUAUACCGACAAUCACACCCCUGGUCAUGCCCACCAGCUUCUGUGGCUAUUGAUAUGAUCAACGAAUACGAAGUGGCCAUGUUAAUAGGGAUGUGGGACGGUUGCAUAGAUUUUUUGCGUCUAAAAACAACAGACGGGGAGGUUGUGAGGGCGCCAACACUUGUAUACCAUUUAGUUUCACCGCUUUACUCCCCCUCUAUAUCUGUUUUCAAGGAUUGCGGUCAAUCAUCUGUCCCCCGAAGUAUUGUGAGGGUGCGUUCUAAAGAAAAAGAGCGCAUGCAAUGGAUGGUACUGCAUGAUGAUACCAGGCUCACUGUUAUUCGUUAUGGCACUGGUAAUAAAAAAAAGGGUGUCUCUAAGCCUGAAUGGAAAUCGGUAACAAGUGUAAUGCCAUCUGGUGCCGCCCUUUGGGGUACAUGUUUGUCUUCUGUGCUUAGAGACGCUGAAGAUUACAGUGGGUUUAAUAUUUUUAUUAUUCAGGACAAGGAAAUAGUAUUGCUUGUCGCUGGAGCUGAAGGGGGUGGUAAUGGUGGACUGAACACUUCGGUACACACCGUAGCCACCAUGGAAUCCCCCUCUCUUGAGUUUUUAUCGGAUGGAUGGCAAAGGGGCUUUGCUGUGCAAACCCAUUCCUCUGUAACGGGGUUGCUGCAACACACUCUUUUUUUAACUGAUGGUCAUCGGUUGGUUGUUGCUUCGCUUCCACAGCUGUUUCGUCGAGGCAGCUGUGGCUGUAGCAGUGACACAGUGAACUUGAAAACUGUUCAAGAGCAGGAAGAUGGUGGUGAUAAGGAGCAUUUGGCAGUAGUAUCACCAAUAACCUACCACCUAAAGCGCCGUGUAAAUAUCAUAUCUAACCCUUCGCAGCGGCUUACAAAGACUCUGUACUUAUCGUAUCCAGGACUUUUGGUCAAUAUUCUAGAUUGUGGAGAUGCGCACUCUUCAAUCCUAGUGGUUGUGUCCAAGACCUCGUUCAAGGUGUGCGAUUUUUUACAAUUGCUUGAUCAGGUGGCCACUUGCGCUGGACAGGUUCCCCCAUCACAGCGUCGACUUGAGUCAUUCGACGCGAUCUCGCGAGAGAUAGUGUUCGUUGGAACUGCCGCACUGGAAGGUUCACUAGGUGGUGGACGGGUUCUUGUUCUGCUUAUAAACCCUCUGCGCAUUCUCCACACGGUUCCUGUUGGGGAGGGUGCUGUGAUGGAUCUGUCGGUGUGCCGACAAGCAAACCAUUGUGAUAGUGAUCCACGUAAUAACAAUAACGCAGAGUAUGGCACUGAGGUUCUUGUAGCGGUAUGCUGUGGACCGCUGGUCUGCGUGUAUAGGCUGGAGGGUUACGAACUAUAUCCAUUCAUGUCGCAUCGCUUCGAGACAGAUUGCAUUAGUAUUUCCUUGUCUCAACUAUUUGUGAGUGUGGGCCUCGGUAGCAUUGGUAACGCAUUUCUACAGAUUGUGUAUCCCAAAAAUACAUUUCAGCCACCGAACUGCUCUAACAAGGCAAAAAGUGGUGAUGCAUUGCUGUUGGAGGAUACUUUGUCAUACAUCAGCUCCAGUGACGACAGUGAAAACGAGGAGUUGACUAGCGAACGACAGAGUGAGACGGCAGAGACAAUAGAAGGCAAUAUAUCUAAUAGCAAUGAUUGCAUCGCAACGCGUCUGAACGCCUCAGCAAUUCCAAAACUGAGGUUGAUUGCGUUGGAGCCAACGCUUGGGGGUGGUGUGUUUAGGCAGGAUAUGUACCGCGACCGCUCCGUGCGUGUGGACGAUGAUGGAGGGGUGUACAUUAGUCACCUUUCCUCGACUGACAAGAAGAAUCUCGAGUGUUGCUCCCCGUGGGCUGUAGCCGUCGGUGAUUGCCAGGUCGUGAUGACUCAUUGCUGGGGCCUACCCUCAGCCGCCUCAUCAGUGAAAGUGGAGGAGCUUAUGGCUGUCCGGGCAGUUGAACAGCGAAAACCCAGUCGCCUUCAUUGGUGCGAACGCAGCGGCGUACUGCUUCCUGUAAGUAAUGAUUGUGUAGCUAUAUUUUUCGGCUGUCUUGACGGCAGCCUGUUUGCGGCUGUCGAAUUACCUUACGUGUUCGCGUUUCCACUAUUGCGUAUGGAGCAGAUUAUAACUGACUAUAAUCAUAACUUUGAAUCUGUAUCAAUCCGAAACGACGCCGCUUGCGCAUCUUAUUUCACUGCAAGUAAAUAUCAGUCCCGUAGUAUGUAUUUGCCAUUUUUACCCAAGCAUAAGAGUAUGAAUAAUCACGUUAUCUCAGGCUCUAAAGCCCAAUAUGUCUACGAGUCCAUUCCCUUUGCUGCAUCUUGUGCUCUCAAGGCAGGGACGCGUGUGGUAGUGAAGAAAGGUGCUGUAUGGUUAGAUGCUGUGGGUGAAUAUUUCCUCCUUGAGAAAAUCGUCCUAGGCGAUGUGUUGCGCUUUGAGAACCUCAUACCAGAUGUAGUCGAACGUAAUCGUAUAGAACACAAGUAUCACGCGUUACGUAAUACUCUUAUAAACACUUUGCAUGAAGAGUACGGGAAUGAGUUAUCUCUGGUGGACUGUGAAGAAAUACUCAAUACAUGGUAAACACACGCCUAUUGCUUAUAAUGAUAAAAAUAUAUGUAACCUACAAAACGCGUCAAACGAGAAUGUUUGUUACAAUUACAAAUGAGAAGAUAAGCCAAAUGCAGCCACUUGAUGCCCUUAUUUAAAUUUCCAUCCAAAUUAACCGCGAUCAUUUACUACGCCCACAUCAUUCCCCUCCUCCUUUCCCCUUUUGGCAUUUCUCAAACAUUUGCGGUGUUACUUUAUCAUCAUAUUACCUUUUCGCUAGAGAAGGAAAAGGUAGAGUAAAUAUUUGUUUGUUUUAACGAUAUAGGCCAUCGGAUCUUGCGGUUAUAUUCUUAUUUCACUUACGGAAGUAAAGAAAAGUAGGUUGGCCUUCAGUAAUCGAAUUUUCUCAUCUUCAUGUAUUUAGAAACUUUUCAGUGUUUUUAUUGCCCAGAGAAAGGGAUCAACCAAAGGAACGACUAAGAGAGUUGAAAUAAAACAUUAUUUGCUCAACGAGAGGGGAAAAAAAUUGUGUACACAUUUAUUUGACACUAAAAUUUACCUCUGAUAACUUCCUCAUCGAACUGUUUUUCAUUAUUUCUCUCACCCUUCCUUUUUUUUAUUCGAACUAAUUAUUAGAGUAUUGUUUGAAUUUUUUGGUGUAUAUUGUCUUCAUAUUACUAUAGAACACAAAACAUUUGCAUUCAUUUUUUUUGGGAAGAAAGUUUUAUUAUCUACUGCGAUCUGUACAUUAGGAUUUAUUCUUCAAGACAAUCACUAUUUAUAAAAGGGAAGGAUACCUAAGCCGAAAGUAUAGUUUCUUUUUAAGUUAUUCUAUCAAUAUAAUUACAAACUAUUUCUCGUUUUUUAUUGUAUAUUUUCCUAUAUUUUUAAGACACUAUAAAGGGAAACAUAUAUUGUGUGGUGAUAAAUUUUUAUCUAAGAGAAUACCUUUUAUUUUUGCUAUUUCUCAAAUUAUAUUUAUAGCGUUCGCAGUUUAUUAAUCAUUAGAUUAACAUUACAUUGUUGUUGAAAACCGAUUUCAAAGAUAAAUAACAAUCAUAAUCCUGAUUGUAAAUUCUUGUUUUCUUGUCAGAGGACUAUCUGACUCUUGUGUUUAUUUCUUCCUCUGUAUGCUACAUUUGUCACAAUAAUUUUACUGUUCUGAAACAAAGUAGUGAGUGCAUUUAUAGGUCUAAAUAAUAGUCUUUUUAAGCACCGCCACUUUUCAGUGUCAAAUACGUGCAUAUAUUUUUAUCUAUUUUAGCUUUUUAACUUGCGCUUUCGCUUUACAACAAAUUGAGUAUUCUUGAAUAGAUCAAGAUAUCUAGCAUUUUUUUUGACGAAUACUAUAAGGAGUCAUUGAAUUAUUGCAAGUUUAUAAUAUCAAGAGAAUACAUUAUUUGAUUUAAUAAACCUAUUUCGUAUUUCUCAUCUUUA
Phytomonas sp. Hart1 is the source of this 6306-nucleotide messenger RNA. The record is from the annotation of a GenBank genome assembly. Lineage: Eukaryota; Euglenozoa; Kinetoplastea; Trypanosomatida; Trypanosomatidae.